Amoebophrya sp. A120 is the source of this 3776-nucleotide messenger RNA. Lineage: Eukaryota; Dinophyceae; Syndiniales; Amoebophryaceae. The record is from the annotation of a GenBank genome assembly.
AUGGCAGGCGACGAAAUCCUGGUCCGGUUGACCACCGGGGCCGGGCGCACCAGGCUCACGGUCCCGACUAGCACAACACUCCAGGAGCUGAAGCAAAGGAUCGAAGGGGUAUGUGAGUUUUUGAGUAUGUAAGACCGACACAAAGAUGACCGCUUGUUUUCUUUGUCAUGCAUCAACUGCUUCUGCUAGACAACUUCAUUUCCACUCUCCUAUGAAAAAAAUACAAGGGCAUAUCAAGGAAAAAAAUCAAAAUCGAACAGCAAACCGGCGUCCCGUGGACCCAGCAGCAGCUCUGCUUCGAGGGGAACCGCCCGGUACCGAACAACCACGGUUCGAAAAUCCUGGAGCUCGGGAUAAAACAGGGCACCAUGCUUUUUCUCGCCAACAGCAAAAACGCGGAGAUAAAGUCCACAUUCACGAACACCCAGAAUUUGUUGGCGAAACCCGCCGAUUUUUACCAGCAAUCCGGCGGGUCGCUGUCCGGCGGAACGGGGGCACCCGGCGGCGCGACCAGCAGUAAAGCACCGCUUUCCGCGCAGCCGACCCCCUCGGACGUGAUGUCGAGCGCCAGCUCCGCGAGCCAAAUGCCGCUGGCGGGGAACAGUGCGAGUAGUAGCAGCAAGAAACCGGCGGAAAGCACCGGAAUUCUGGUAAACGGAAAACCGAUGGAGAUAGGUACAGAUCGUACUUGCGUUUUGUUGCUCGUUGUAGUUUGUUUUGAAAAUCAUGCGGAAGUUGAUGUGAAUCUGUAUUCUUACGGGACACAACUGCAUGAGUAUCUAUCGUACGUUGUCCUGCGUAGAAUGCAAAUUUCAUGUGAAAGAACUUGAACUUACUAUGACUCUCAGCGAAGAAGAACGACCCAACUCACGUGUCCUUCGAAAAGUUUCUGCAGCAGAGGCGGUUCGAAACGGCGAGUCUGCCUGGGAUGCAAACCUACAAGCCGGUGAAGAUAGAACGAGGGAAGCAAAACAAGUUGCCGCCGCCAGUUACGUAUCAAAUGGAAAAAUGUCUGGGUCUGGAAGAUUCUGAGACUUGUCAUGCAUGUUUUGCAUGGGCCGCAAUGUCUGCGAUGCACGCCCUAGCAUCACAGAUUUUUUGAGGGAUAUUCCGCGAUGCCUAUUCCGCAUGACAAAUGCCCUCUCCGCGUACCAAAAAUUGCAUUCGCUUUGCUGCUCAUGCAAUACAGAUUUUUUUGGAAUCCAAAUUCAGCAUCACAAGUUGCAUUCUUCCAGACCCAGACAUUUUUACAUUUGAUAUCACGCUAGGCCAUCAGAAGUUCCGACACGUGGAUUAUUUGGAGUACAGUUCGUGCGUUUAUUUCUGGAGAGUAUUGUCAGACAAAAUUCAAAUUUAAACUACUACAUCAAGCCGAAUUUGUAGUUUUCAAUUUCAUGCAUCUUGUCAUGCGUUGAUCUCAUUCGAAUAAAAGUAAAACAGGUAUAUGAACGCCAGCGCAAUACAAAACUUCGUGGGGUACUGGCAGAGCAGAGACAUGAUGGAGCAGCGGGGAGGCUAUCUGUACGGGUACUACAGGGAAGACAAACAUGUGGAGAAAGGCGUCCGGGCGGUGAUGGAAGGUAUUCGUUAUCGUUUGUCUUGCAAAAUUCCCAUGACACGCAUAAUCUGGUAACCCGUAUGCGACCUUGUGAUGCAUGGUCGGGAAUAGAUGUCCUUGAGUUUGUCAUGCAUAAAUGAUCUAAUCUAAUCAAAAGAAAAACCACAACAGCAAUAUACGAGCCCGUGCAGCCGCAAUCUGACUUUGUGCAGUUUUCGAAAAUACCCGACGCCGGCAGUGACCUCGCAGACAAGAUCGCGAAUCGGCUCGGUACUAGGGCUUUCUACUUUUUGUGCCAUGCAUAAGAUUAGAUUGACUGCUCUUCUACUGGUCGGAGCACUUUUCAUUCGCUAGCUGGUGCAAUCGCAUUCUCACGCAUGCCUGCCGCAACACAGAUGUGGCUUGUCAUGCACGCUACACGUACACACAAAUCAGGUCUCGAAAAAAUCGGCUGGAUCUACACCGGUUUGCCACGGGACGAGUUGCUAAACGCCCAGGAGGUGCUGGAAAUCGCUCACAUGCAGCAAAGGUACUUACUACUUUAUGAGGCAGGAUAGGGAUUUGUUUCAUCCAAAAUUUGUGAUGCAAAGAGUGCUGUAACCAGCACCAGUUCUACUUCUUGAUUGUUGUCAUGCCAAAAUCCCCUCUCAACAAAACCACCACUGUCAGGUAUAAAAGCAAAAAGCACUAUUCCGGCUACGAACUCUCCACCUUCGUUACCUGCACCGUCCGCCCCGACGUGGAGAACGGUGGGCAGCCGGACACGAAGGUGUUCAUGUGCAGCGACCAGUGCUCUGCCAUGCUGCGCGACGGCUGUUUGGACGAGAACAAUUUGGAUCCGAAAAACAUGAAAAUCAAGCCCCCACCAGAACCGGGCAUCAUCAUGCCGGCGGUGUUGCAGUCCGGGAAGGACGCGGGGAACUUCGACCCGGACUGGUUCAUCAUCCGCGUGAACGACGGCCAGCCCACGGCGAGGAAGAAGAAAUCCAUCUUUUCCCAGUCUCUCUUCCCCUUCGCGAAUCGACCCGGGAAGCCGCGUAUCACACAGAAAAAAGCUGGCAGGGCGUAUUUGUAAUGCAAAGAUAAAUACACAAAAAAAGCUGCAUUGCAUAACCGAAACAGCAUACUAUGGGGCCACCCAUGACAAAUCUUUCUGUGUAUUUAUUUUUGCAUUACAAAUAAUAUGCCCUGCCAGCUUUUUUCUCUGGGAUACCGCGGCCCAGCCGGCAGGAUUUCCGGAACUACAUGCAGCAGGCGGCGCCCGGGGGCCCGAGUUAUGACAAUGAAAAAUGCCCCCACCCCCGAACUUGAAAGCAUUUGUAUUGCAAACCUUUCCAAAUGAAACAUUCGCCCUCUUGCAUGCAUCAGCAUCACAGAUUUCCGAUCGUGAAGAGCAAAAAUUUGUAUCGCAAAAGAUCCCAGCAAGAGCGGUGCUUGUCAUGCAAGCGAUGCGAAACACAACUAGAAUUCGCAUCAGAAAGAUUCGUACUCCUUUCAUGCAUGACAAAAAGUUUUCAUUUGGAAACUUCGCAUCACAAAUUUUUGCAACUUUGGGAGUGGGGGGGCACUUUUCACUGUAAUACGAGUUGGGCCAAGUUCGCGGACUUUCACGCGCUGAUCUGGCUCGCACAGGAGUUCGACAUCGAUACGGUGUUCACGAUCUGCGACUCGGUGCGGGAAAGGAAGGACGUACUGCCGGGAAUCAUGGAAAUGGUGGGCGCGCUGUAAGGAAGUACUUACUUCUUGCGGGAUGAAAGACUACGUGCAGUUACCACACACAACUACCUGGUGUCGUUGUUCUUCCUCUGGGCGGCCUGUUGGGGAACGGCCGUGGUUUGUUGUUGUCCCAGUGGUUUGCGUACCACCCCAAAAGCGACGAAGUAGACUUUUUGAAAGCGACUUUUUCAGAAUACGACGACUUUUGAUACUUACUUAUUACUCACGAGCGGUUAUUUGAAUGGCAAUGGGCAAAUGCCGUUAUUUUUGCCAGAAAUCUCGAGUCCUGGAGAUUUCGCACCCUGGAGAUUUAGUACAACAUAGUAUUUUCCCAAUCAAGAAUCAUGACCUGAAUGAAGGACGUUAAACCGAAUCAUGACCCCGCUGAAUUGUUGUUUUAAAAACUGAAUUUAUCUGUUGUUGAUACAACACAAGAUUCGAAUAAGCUAAAGCACAAGCAAAAAAAAAACGAGGACUCUUCGCUUCGAGCCUCUACGAUAAU